This is a messenger RNA of Larimichthys crocea (large yellow croaker), 3178 nucleotides long. It is a transcript of the gene frmd6, whose product is annotated as FERM domain containing 6. The record is from RefSeq and is a predicted model, not a curated record. Gene Ontology annotation, biological process: positive regulation of hippo signaling. NCBI's taxonomy places the organism in Eukaryota, Metazoa, Chordata, Actinopteri, Sciaenidae. The transcript has 13 exons. Bases 239 to 2062 code for a protein of 607 amino acids. Gene Ontology annotation, cellular component: cytoplasmic side of apical plasma membrane; cytoskeleton.
UGGCUGACCGCGGCUCGGGUCCCCAUGCUCUGCCUUGCGACCGCUGCUUGGCCUGCUGAGCCCGAAGGCGCCGGUGUGUCCGUACUGGGCUGCAGCUGAAGCCGGCAAUACAGCGAACUGGUGGUUGCCGUCGGGUCGUCUGCGGCUGGUGGUGGUGGUGGUGGAGGCGGGUGGUCAGAGGGCCCAGAGCCCCCCCGGUAGCAGGCGGAAGGGCCUGUCCUGUUCCAGCCACACGAAGAUGAACAAACUGAACUUCCACAACAACAAAACCAUGCAGGACCGCCGCUGUGUCUGUGUUUUUUUGCCCAAUGACGACACGCUCAAUGUCAUAGUCAAUGUGAAGACCCUGUGCCAGGAACUGUUGGUCCAGGUGUGUGACCUCCUGAGGCUGAAGGACUGUCACCUGUUUGGACUCAGUGUUAUUCAGAAUAAUGAACACAUCUACAUGGAGCUCGAUCAGAAGCUCUCCAAAUACUGUCCCAAAGAAUGGAAGAGAGAAGCCAGCAAGGGAAUCGACCAGUUUGGUCCUCCGAUGAUCAUUCACUUCAGAGCUCAGUAUUACGUUGAAAAUGGGAGAUUGAUCAGCGACCGAGCAGCCAGGUACUACUACUACUGGCACCUGAGGAAACAGGUGCUGCUCUCGCAGUGCAUCCAAAGAGAGGAGGCCUACUUUCUCCUGGCGGCCUUCGCCCUGCAGGCCGACCUCGGCAACUUCAAACGCAACAAGCACUUUGGGAAGUACUUUGAACCCGAAGCCUACUUCCCCCCGUGGGUGAUAGCCAAGCGUGGCCGCGAGUACAUCCUGAGGCACAUCCCCAACAUGCACAAAGACCAGUUUGCCCUCACGGCUUCAGAGGCGCAUCUGAAAUACAUCAAGGAGUGCGCCCAGCUGGACGACGUCACCGUCCACUACUACAGACUCUACAAGGACAAGAAGGAAGUGGACGCAUCUCUCACAUUGGGACUGACUUUACGUGGUAUUCAGAUAUUUCAGAACGUCGGCUCCGUGAGGCAGCUGUUGUACGACUUCCCCUGGACCAACGUGGGAAAACUGGUAUUUGUGGGGAAGAAGUUUGAAAUCCUUCCCGACGGUCUGCCUUCGGCCCGUAAGCUCAUCUACUACACCGGCUGCCCCGUGCGCUCUCGCCACCUCCUGCAGCUGCUCAGCAACAGCCACCGGCUCUACAUGAACCUGCAGCCGGUCCUCAAACAAGUCCGCCGGUUGGAGGAAAACGAAGAGAAGAAGCAGUACAGGGAGUCGUACAUCAGCGACGCUCUGGAUCUGGACAUGGAGCACCUGGACAAACGCUCCCGGGCCAGCGGCAGCAGCGCAGGCAGCAUGUCUCACCACAAACGCCUGUCCCGUCACUCCACGACCAGCCACGGCAGCUCGCACACCUCCGGCAUCGAGACGGACAGCUUCAGGGCCCCGAGUCAGGCCCCGCACAGGCCGCUACGGACCUGCAGCUCGUCCACGACCAGCCACGGGAGCUCGCACACCUCCGGCAUCGAGAGCAGCGGCAAGGAGCGCAUCCUGGACGACGACGAGAUCGAGAUGCUGGUGGACGACCCCAAAGACUACGAGGAGCUUCACGAGAUGGCUCUGGAUCAGGAGCUGUGCAUCCACAUCACCGAGGACAUGUUGACCAUGUCGCCCGAUCAGAGCAACGGAUACUCAGGACUGAUCGUCAAGGACGUCAGCUCCUCCACCUCCAGCUCCUCCGAGACCGUCGUCAAGAUGAGAGGACAGAGCAUCGAGUCUCUGCCGCAGACAUCUGCGUCCAGGAAGCCUCAGUCUUCCACCGACCGGCACAGCCAGUCUCUGGACGACGUCCGGCUCUACCAGAAGGACUGCCUGCAGUGGGCGGAGCUCUGCCAGGACACCGCCCACAGCUACACCUUCGGCUGCGCCCAGGAGCUGAGCGACAGCGGCUGCUACCAAGGCCUCGCCGACCAGCGCGCCAGCAUGCUCAGCGAGCAGCACCCGUUCCCCAUCAAGAGAGCCAACAAAUACUUCUCCCUGGACCUGACGAGCGAGGAGGUCCCCGAGUUCGUGGUGUAACGCUCCUCCGUGUCAGAUGUGGAGACGUUUGAGCCCUCAGGGAACGAGACGGGAGGAGAGAGAGCGCCGCCGAAGGUGCCACACAUAACGAACGAACAAAACACGGAGGAACUUUAGGAACGAACAGAGAACCCGUGUGUCUAAAACGUGACGCGAGCUGCUCCCGCGUGUGAAAGGAAACAAAAAGGGAUCGUGUCAUCUUCUUUAAAAAAAACAAAAAACACUUUUAUUCGAAUCUGUCUCCUCCAGACGGAUUUUAAGAACCACAUAAGACUCACGAAGAGCUUCAAAGACACAAAUCACUGAGCUACGAACCAAAGACAGCGAAGUCCGACUCUUCCACGCCACUUCAUCUUACCUCAACAGGAAGUGCAGUGUGCCAACUCCACCCCCUCCUCCUCCACCUCCUCCUCCUCCUCCUCCUUCUCUCAGACUGGACUCAUGUGAACACACAGCCGCCGUGCCUUCAUCACACUAUGCAGGUGUCAAACCGCCGCCUUCGACAAUCACGCGCCCUCACCUUACCCCUCCUCCUCGUUUCUAAAGAUCCAAUCAGGAGUCGGAGCUCCGCUUUAAUUUCUUUCAAACCUUUGUACGUGCACAACUGGAGGAGCCGAUCGAGCCAGUUCUUCAGCAUCUCAAAUGUCAAAUACAAAAAAGACUGAAAGGUUUGAAACUGUUUCCGUGGAGGAAUGAGGUCGAGUCGACUUAACGUGUCCCGACGUGCGGCCACGAGAGCUUCCCUGUAAUCAGAUGGAGGCCAAAACAAACUGUACAUUCAGACGCACACGUCCGUCUUCUUCUUCUUCUGUUCCAUCGUUUCAAACUGGAAUUUGUUACAUUUUUAUUAUUAUUUUUUAUUUUGCAUCUUCUCGUGUUACCUGAAAUCUGUGUGUGUGUGUUUUUGUACGAGCUGCCCGGACAGUUACUCUUUCGUUCAGUAUUACAAACAAACGCGAUGUGACAGUAUUAAGGACGUGUGAGAUCUCUAAAGACUGGUUUUAUCUUUUUAAAGACCGCGGUCAGGAAGCGUCACCUGACGGCAGGAGGUCGUCGUCGGUUGGUUUGUGAACAGCUUGUGACAAAAACAGUUCCAGCUCUGUCAGCGACUUCAUU